UAGGUCCAACGAAUCGAGGCAGGAUCUUCGACGAGCCCUCGGCGGCUGGGGUCGUUGUACUGAAGCAGGCACUCCCGUUUAAGCCGGGCCGUUAUGGCCAACCGCUCGCCUUGCGCCUGCCGCGUUUCCGGAGGUACGCCAUGUUCGGCUAGGUCGAGGGUCGUGGACAGAGCGGCCAGGCGCCACGGAGUACACUGUUCGCAACCACAUCCCGGCAAACCAGCGCACAACUGCGCCUGCGCGGCUCUGAGGCCCUCCCUCUUUAUUCUGCCCUUUAGCUUCAGGAAGUGCGCCUGCCUGCAGUGACAAUUUUUAAAGGGACAGUAAGAAAACUAGUGACUACAGAAGCGUAGUCAAGGUCUUGGAAUCAGAACCAGAAGUGAUCUCAUCAGUGGUUCUCAAAUUUUGGUAUUUAUGUAAAAACCCAACGUGCUUGUUAAAAUUGUACAUUCUUGGGUUGCAGCCACCAGAAAUUCUGGUUCAGUAGUUUGGAGCUUCGGCCCUAACAUCUAUAUUUUAGAGUCUGGAGUUCCAGUGGAUUGGAUGACCCACCCGGACCGGCAGCCCAGACCAAGAAACUGACUCAACUGGAAUUGUAACCCCAACCCAGUAACAAAGUCAACACAAGAUUUUGCCCCGAUUGCCUAAUCCUUUGCCCGCCAAGCUAUCUUUAAAAAACCUUGUCUCCCAAAUUCUCAGGGAGGAAGAUUUGAGGAAUUACUCCAAUCUCCUGGCUUAGCGAGCUGCAGAAUUAAACCCAUUCUCUGCUGUAACACCUGCUGUCUCAGUGUAUUGGCUUCCUCUUGGGCAGCAUGGCAGUGAACCUGGUUGUGCAGCAACAUAACCAUCACCACAAUUUUAGAACAUUUCAUCCCUCGGAAGGAAACCCCCCAACUGAUAGUAGUCAUUCUCCGUUCUCCCUCCCUACCCUCCAGCCUCUGGCAACCACUAAUUUCUGUUUGUAUGGAUUCACCUAUUCGACAACUUUCAUAUAUAACGUAAUCAUACAAUAUGUGCUCUUUGUGAUCGCCUUCUUUCACUUAGCCACACUUUCAAGAUGUACUUACUGUUUUACAAUUAUCAGGAUAACACCAGUAUGGUUUAGAAAUAAUGAAGGCACUCAUUAUCUCAUUCUAAUACAAACAAAUCUUUUUUUUUUUUCUCCUUCUGCAGGUGCCUUUUCAUUUGAUUGGAGAACAAAUAGAGCACGCUAUCGCCCUCCACCCGCUCCCGCCUCUCUCCCAAACCGACUCCCCGCUUCAGGAGCACCGAGCGCCCCCGCCCAUCCCCGCCGGCGCCUUGCUUACGUCACCGCUGCGAGCCGCAGCCUCCCUCCCUCCCUCUCUGUCGCGGCAGCUUUGACAGAACGCGAUGGCGGCGGCCGCGUCUGCAGGGGUGCCGGCGACUGUGUCGGAAAAGCAAGAGUUUUACCAGCUUCUGAAGAACCUAAUCAAUCCAAGCUGUAUGGUGCGGAGGCAAGCGGAGGAAAUCUAUGAAAAUAUCCCAGGUCUGUGUAAGACUACAUUCCUCUUAGAUGCCGUCAGAAAUAGAAGAGCAGGUUAUGAGGUGAGACAAAUGGCUGCCGCACUGCUACGACGGCUUUUGUCCUCUGGGUUUGAGGAGGUCUAUCCAAAUCUGCCUUCUGAUGUGCAGAGGGAUGUCAAGAUUGAGCUGAUACUGGCUGUUAAGUUAGAAACACAUGCUAGCAUGAGGAAAAAACUUUGUGAUAUUUUUGCGGUGCUGGCCAGGAAUUUGAUAGAUGAGGAUGGCACUAACCACUGGCCAGAAGGUCUGAAGUUUCUUAUUGAUUCAAUCCACUCUAAAAAUGUGGUUCUAUGGGAAGUUGCACUUCACGUUUUCUGGCACUUUCCUGGGAUUUUUGGGAACCGAGAGCGACACGAUUUGGAUAUCAUCAAACGGUUGUUGGACCAAUGUAUUCAAGAUCAAGAACAUCCAGCAAUCAGGACUUUAUCCGCUAGAGCUGCAGCUGCAUUUGUACUUGCUAAUGAGAAUAAUAUUGGUCUUUUCAAAGACUUUGCAGACUUGCUUCCUGGAAUCUUACAGGCUGUGAAUGACUCAUGCUACCAGGAUGAUGAUUCAGUGCUAGAAUCCCUUGUUGAGAUUGCAGAUACUGUACCUAAGUACUUGGGUCCUUAUUUAGAAGAUACUCUGCAGUUGAGUCUGAAGUUAUGUGGAGACUCUAGGCUUAGUAAUCUCCAACGACAGCUGGCUCUCGAAGUAAUAGUGACCUUGUCUGAAACUGCAACUCCAAUGUUGAAAAAACAUACAAAUAUUAUUGCACAGGCAGUUCCUCAUAUAUUAGCAAUGAUGGUUGAUCUACAAGAUGAUGAGGACUGGGUAAAUGCUGAUGAAAUGGAAGAAGAUGAUUUUGACAGCAAUGCAGUUGCUGCUGAGAGUGCAUUAGACAGACUGGCUUGUGGGCUUGGUGGAAAAGUUGUUUUACCAAUGACCAAAGAGCAUAUCAUGCAGAUGCUUCAGAGCCCUGACUGGAAAUACCGACAUGCUGGAUUAAUGGCCUUAUCUGCCAUUGGAGAAGGAUGCCAUCAGCAAAUGGAAUCAAUUCUAGAUGAAACAGUUAACUCCGUUUUGCUUUUUCUUCAGGAUCCUCAUCCAAGGGUAAGGGCUGCAGCCUGUACUACACUUGGACAGAUGGCUACAGAUUUUGCACCUAAUUUCCAAAAGAAAUUCCAUGAAACAGUGAUUGCAGCUUUGUUACGUACCAUGGAAAAUCAAGGUAAUCAGCGUGUGCAAUCACAUGCAGCUUCUGCUCUUAUUAUUUUUAUUGAAGACUGCCCCAAGUCAUUGCUAGUUCUAUAUUUGGAUAGUAUGGUGAAAAGUCUGCAUUCCAUCUUGGUGAUUAAACUUCAAGAGUUGAUUCGGAAUGGAACUAAGUUGGCCUUGGAACAACUUGUGACAACCAUUGCAUCAGUUGCAGAUACAAUAGAAGAAAAAUUUGUUCCAUAUUAUGAUAUAUUUAUGCCCUCACUGAAGCACAUUGUUGAGCUUGCCGUUCAGAAGGAACUCAAGCUUCUGAGAGGAAAAACUAUUGAGUGCAUUAGCCAUGUUGGUCUUGCUGUUGGGAAGGAAAAAUUUAUGCAAGAUGCAUCAAAUGUGAUGCAGCUAUUGUUGAAGACACAAUCAGACUUAAAUAAUAUGGAAGAUGAUGACCCUCAGACUUCUUACAUGGUUUCAGCAUGGGCUAGAAUGUGUAAAAUUCUUGGAAAAGAUUUUCAACAGUACCUUCCACUGGUUAUUGAGCCUCUUAUUAAGACUGCUUCAGCUAAACCUGAUGUUGCUCUCUUAGACACACAAGAUGUGGAGAAUAUGAGUGAUGAUGAUGGCUGGCAAUUUGUAAAUCUUGGAGACCAGCAAAGUUUUGGAAUUAAAACUUCAGGACUUGAAGCGAAAGCAACUGCCUGCCAGAUGUUAGUUUACUACGCUAAGGAGUUAAGGGAAGGAUUUGUGGAAUAUACAGAACAAGUUGUGAAGCUCAUGGUUCCUUUACUGAAAUUUUAUUUCCAUGACAAUGUUCGAGUGGCAGCAGCAGAGUCCAUGCCUUUUCUCUUGGAAUGUGCAAAAAUUCAUGGCCCAGAGUAUCUUGCACAGAUGUGGCAAUUCAUAUGUGAUCCCUUAAUCAAGGCUAUUGGUACUGAACCGGAUACAGAUGUACUCUCAGAAAUAAUGAAUUCUUUUGCAAAGUCCAUUGAAGUAAUGGGAGAUGGUUGCCUUAAUGAUGAACACUUGGAAGAACUGGGAGGAAUACUGAAAGCAAAACUUGAAGGGCACUUUAAAAACCAAGAAUUGCGACAGGUUAAAAGACAGGAAGAAAACUACGAUCAACAGGUUGAGAUGUCUCUGCAAGAUGAGGAUGAAUGUGAUGUUUAUAUUCUGACCAAAGUAUCAGAUAUUUUGCACUCAUUAUUUAGUACUUACAAGGAAAAAAUUUUACCAUGGUUUGAACAGCUACUUCCAUUAAUUGUAAAUCUAAUUUGUUCAAGUAGGCCAUGGCCAGAUAGACAGUGGGGAUUGUGCAUAUUUGAUGACAUCAUAGAGCACUGCAGUCCAACCUCAUUUAAAUAUGUAGAAUAUUUUCGGUGGCCAAUGCUACUUAAUAUGCGAGAUAACAACCCUGAAGUCAGGCAAGCUGCUGCUUAUGGCCUGGGUGUUAUGGCACAGUUUGGUGGAGAUGAUUAUCGUUCUUUAUGUUCAGAAGCUGUUCCAUUGCUGGUAAAAGUUAUUAAGUGUGCAAAUUCCAAAACCAAAAAAAAUGUCAUUGCUACGGAGAACUGUAUCUCAGCAAUAGGGAAGAUUUUGAAGUUUAAGCCUAACUGUGUAAAUGUAGAUGAAGUUCUUCCACACUGGCUAUCGUGGCUUCCGCUGCAUGAAGAUAAAGAGGAAGCUAUUCAGACUUUGAGUUUUCUCUGUGACUUAAUUGAAAGUAACCACCCAGUUGUAAUUGGUCCAAAUAAUUCCAAUCUUCCCAAAAUAAUCAGUAUAAUUGCAGAAGGAAAAAUUAAUGAGACUAUUAAUUAUGAAGAUCCUUGUGCCAAACGCCUAGCUAAUGUUGUACGUCAGGUACAGACUUCUGAAGAAUUAUGGUUGGAAUGCAUAUCCCAACUUGACGAUGAACAGCAGGAAGCCUUACAGGAGUUGCUAAAUUUUGCUUGAAGCCCAUUAGUAUCACUUGAAUAUCUACCAUAAAAGUAAAAUACAAAUAAGUGUUGUGAGUGGAUUCUAUUACAAAUGAGAGAACUGUUUUCUCCCUGCUAAACAGUUUAUAUUUCUUUGCCCUGUUUCUCCAGGUUUAGUCAGUGUUACAGCCUUCUGUUUACCUUGCAUGUUUUAUCUUCUAAACACAGAUCUUGGUGAUAACCUGUGCUUCCAGUUGUCUUAGAAUGUUUGUCACCUUUCCCCUAGUUGAUGUCAAGUAUAUAAAGUGUUGCUAUUUGUUUGAACUAUUAUUGAUGUUGGGCAAGCAGUAUACUUGGUGUCAAGAUGUCAUGCUGACUAUCACAGGAUGCUGAGUCAGGAAGAUAAGAUAGAAUUUCCGGGAUGAACAUCUUUGGAACUGUGAUGAAGGAUAUAAUGGCAGGCUUAUCCCUCCUUGAUAAUACUCCUAGUAUUCAUGGUAGUAAUGGGAGGAUGCUGGAAGUGGGAGAGAGUUUUGAGAUACUGCAGUGGAUGUGGGAGUUUUCUCUAUAAUGUAUGUGAAAUGUUCAUAAUGUACUCCUGAGAACUAGGUGGGACAUAUCCAUAUUCUGGUUCCUAAGGUGUCCUGCUGAGAGUUAUGAGAACUUUUAAAUCUCUUUAGCUAGACUGGUCUCUAUUUUUUUAAGUUAUCUAAGACUCCAAGAAUCAUGGUUACUGAAAAGGGAGUCCUGGUAUGUCUAACAUUGGUAGCAUGUAACAUACUGUAACACAGUGUUUGACAAAUAAUAAGCAGUCAAUAUUUGUGGGAGUCAGUUUGGUGUUAUGUGUUUCAGCAGUGUAUUGCUUUGUAUAUGUAUGCCAUUUCUCCCCCCCUACAAAGCAGCUCAACAAGAAGAGAAGCCCUGACAGAAUAGGACUUAAAUAGAUUUCUGUUUUAAAGAAUUUCCUAAUAGAUUCUACAGUAGCACUGAAGAGUAUUCUACUGUAAAAGUGAAAGGGAAGCAAAUAUAAUUUUAUCUUUAAACAUGAAAAAGACAACAGCUUCAAGACUAGUAAUUUAGCAGUAGAUAUGGAAUGUAAGAAAACAGUUCUAUAAAUUUAGGGUUAAUUAUAUUAAUUAGAAUGUCUUUAAUGUCGAGCUUUUUGUAGGGUAGAAAAAAACUUUCUACUCAGCAAAUCAUUGAUUCAAAACUUAAAAUUUACAAAUCUAUUGUGAUUUCCUGGGGCUAUUGUGAGUACUGUGUAUGUGAAGUAUUUAGAAAAUAUUUAAGACCUAGUAAGUGCUCAAUAAAUUGUAGCUGUUA
Lemur catta (Ring-tailed lemur) is the source of this 5975-nucleotide messenger RNA. RefSeq names its product RAN binding protein 6 (gene RANBP6). Gene Ontology annotation, molecular function: protein binding; nuclear import signal receptor activity. The transcript is spliced from 2 exons. Bases 1372 to 4689 code for a protein of 1105 amino acids. NCBI's taxonomy places the organism in Eukaryota, Metazoa, Chordata, Mammalia, Primates, Lemuridae. Gene Ontology annotation, cellular component: cytoplasm; nucleus. Gene Ontology annotation, biological process: protein import into nucleus. The record is from RefSeq and is a predicted model, not a curated record.